Beta vulgaris subsp. vulgaris (sugar beet) is the source of this 3851-nucleotide messenger RNA. Its product is annotated as probable E3 ubiquitin ligase SUD1. NCBI's taxonomy places the organism in Eukaryota, Viridiplantae, Streptophyta, Magnoliopsida, Caryophyllales, Amaranthaceae. The transcript is spliced from 9 exons. Gene Ontology annotation, cellular component: endoplasmic reticulum membrane. The coding region runs from base 244 to 3564 and encodes 1106 amino acids. The record is from RefSeq and is a predicted model, not a curated record. Gene Ontology annotation, molecular function: zinc ion binding.
AUAAUAAGUCGGUGUUCAUCUUUCUCCCUCAAAUUUUGGCAUCCACAAUCUCCUCAUUCUCAUUAAAUCUCAAUUACCGAGCACCGAACUACACACAGGGGUAAACUCGGAAAACCUAACCCCAAAAUAUUCUCUCUCCUAAACCACCUCCACCAAUUUCACAAAUCCCCCAAAUCAAUUUCUUCGUUGAUCCUUCCUUCACCUCUUUAUCGGAACCCUAGCUUUUUUUCUCUCUCUCUUCCAAUGGAGAUUUCUCCGGCGACGACGUCUCACGAUUCUCAGAUCCGGAGUUCAAACUCCGAUGAAGCGUCGUCGAAUGAUGUUCCGAAUGAAGAGAUGCGAGAGGAGAGAGAAUUCGCCGGCAAUUUUCCGGCGACGUCUUCUACAUCGUCGGUUUCUGUGAAAAAUAUGUACGAUGAUGAUGACGAUGAAGAGGAUGUUUGUAGGAUUUGUCGAAAUCCUGGAGAUGCUGAUAAUCCGUUGAGGUAUCCUUGUGCGUGUAGCGGAAGUAUCAAAUUUGUUCAUCAGGAUUGUCUCCUUCAGUGGCUUAAUCACAGUAAUGCUCGACAGUGCGAGGUUUGCAAGCAUCCAUUUGCAUUCUCUCCUGUUUAUGCCGAAGAUGCCCCAACUAGACUUCCUUUUCGGGAGUUUGUGCUUGGCAUAGGAAAGAAGACUUGUCAUGUCCUGAAGUUCUUUCUGCGUCUGGGUUUUGUGCUAUCUGUUUGGCUCUUGAUUAUCCCGUUCAUCACCUUUUGGAUUUGGCGGCUGGCUUUUGUUCGUAGUUUUUCUGAAGCCAAUCGUUUAUUCCUCAGUCAUAUGUCAUUUACCGUUAUUCUCACCGAUUGUCUGCAUGGCUUUCUUCUCUCCGCUAGCAUUGUGUUUAUUUUCCUUGGUGCUACAUCUUUGAGAGAUUAUUUUAGACAUAUACGAGAAGCUCAAGGACAGGAUGCAGAUCGAGAUGAUGAAGGGGAUAGGAAUGGGGCCCGAGCUGUGAGAAGGCCUCUUGGACAAGCCAAUAGAAAUUUGCUUGCUGAUGGCAAUGUUGAUGAUGGAGAAGCUCAGGGAAUUGCUGGGGCUGGUCAACUGAUCAGACGAGCAGAAAAUGUUGCUGCUCAAUGGGAGAGACAGGCUGCUCGACUUGAGGUUCAUGUUGAUCAGAUUUUUGAUGGUCUGGAUGAUGCCGAUGGUGCUGAAGAUGUUCCCUUUGAUGAACUUGUGGGCAUGCAGGGUCCUGUUUUCCAUCUGGUUGAGAAUGCUUUUACUGUUUUAGCAAGCAACAUGAUCUUUCUUGGAGUUGUUAUCUUUACUCCUUUUUCUCUGGGACGUGUAAUUCUACAUUACGUAUCAUGGCUUUUCUCUUCGGCGACAAAUCCAGUGCUUUCCACGGUCAUGCCACUUACAGAAUCAGCUCUCUCCUUAGCUAACAUCACCCUGAAGAAUGCUUUGACAGCUGUUACUAGUCCAUCUUCUGAAAAAUCAGAAAAUCUCAUUGAUCAUGUAGCUGAUAUAUUGAGAGCAAAUUCAAGUGAGCUGAAUGUUUCUCCCAACAACAGUAGCAGCUCCCUGACCUCCGAUGUCCUUCAAGGGGUGACUGCUGGAACGUCCAAGCUUUCUGAUGUUACGACCCUGGCUGUUGGGUACAUGUUUAUUUUCUCUCUCAUCGUUCUGUACUUUGGUAUGAUUGCAUUAAUUAGGUAUACCAAAGGUGAGCCUUUAACAAUGGGGAGGUUCCAAGGUAUUGCUUCAGCAGCAGAGAAUAUUCCAUCUCUUUUACGGCAGUUCUUUUCUGGCAUGAGACAUUUAAUGACGAUGAUUAAGGUUGCUUUCCUUCUGGUUAUCGAACUUGGCGUUUUUCCACUGAUGUGUGGCUGGUGGCUGGAUAUCUGCACGAUACGGAUGUUUGGGAAAUCAAUGGCUCAAAGAGUUGAAUUUUUUUCAGUCUCUCCUUUGGCGAGUUCCUUGGUUCAUUGGGUUGUCGGGAUAUUCUACAUGCUGCAGAUCAGCAUCUUUGUCAGCCUUCUUCGAGGGGUGUUGCGUAAUGGAGUCCUGUAUUUCCUUCGAGAUCCAGCUGAUCCUAAUUACAAUCCAUUUCGCGAUCUUAUUGAUGAUCCUGUUCACAAACAUGCACGCAGAGUGUUGCUUUCUGUAGCUGUUUAUGGCAGUUUGAUUGUGAUGCUUGUUUUUCUGCCUGUUAAACUCGCAAUGCGGAUGACGCCCUCCAUAUUUCCACUUGAUAUCUCAGUAUCAGAUCCGUUUACUGAAAUACCUGCUGACAUACUGCUGUUUCAAAUCUGCAUUCCCUUUGCCAUUGAGCAUUUCAAAUUGAGAACAACAAUUAAGUCUCUUCUUCGGUAUUGGUUCACUGCUGUUGGCUGGGCACUUGGCUUGACAGAUUUUUUACUUCCUAAACCAGAGGACACAGUUGGUCAGGAUAAUGGCAAUGGUGAAGCUGGCAGGCAGGACAGAUUACAUGGUGUACAGUUGGGGGGUGCACAGCAGGAUCAAGCUCAGCUAGCAAUGCUUCGUGAUGCUCAAGACAAUGAUGCUCAUGGCUCUGAAAAUUCAGAUGUGAUGGAAGAUUAUGAUGGAGAAGAACAAUCUGAUUCAGAGCGGUACAGAUUUGUAUUUCGUAUUGUGCUGCUCUUGGUGGUGGCCUGGAUGACCUUACUUGUCUUCAAUUCUGCAUUAAUUGUUAUACCUGUAUCUCUUGGAAGGGCUAUCUUCAAUUCCAUCCCGGUUCUUCCUAUAUCACAUGGCAUAAAGUGCAAUGACCUGUAUGCUUUCACCAUUGGAAGCUACAUUAUUUGGACUGUCAUCGCUGGUGUCAGAUAUACAAUUGAGCAGGUGAAAUCGGGAAGGGCUGCUGUUCUUUUUGGUCAGAUCUGGAAGUGGUGUGGAAUAUUUUUCAAGAGUUUUGUACUUCUAUCAAUAUGGAUAUUUGUAAUCCCUGUCUUGAUAGGGCUUCUGUUUGAGCUUUUGGUGAUUGUACCAAUGCGAGUGCCAGUUGAUGAAAGCCCUGUUUUCCUCCUGUACCAAGACUGGGCUUUGGGACUGAUCUUUCUGAAGAUAUGGACAAGAUUGGUUAUGUUGGACCACAUGAUGCCCUUGGUAGAUGAGAGCUGGAGAGCUAAAUUUGAGAGAGUGAGAGAAGAUGGUUUCUCAAGAUUACAGGGUCUUUGGGUGCUGCGGGAGAUAGUGCUACCUAUCAUACUGAAACUGUUAACAGCUCUCUGUGUACCUUAUGUUUUAGCUCGAGGAGUAUUUCCCGUUCUUGGUUACCCCUUGAUUGUCAACUCGGCUGUCUACCGGUUUGCUUGGAUAGGUUGCCUGUGCUUAAGCGUGUUAUUUUUCUGUGCAAAGCGGUUCCAUGUCUGGUUCACAAACUUGCACAAUUCCAUUCGUGAUGACCGUUACCUGAUAGGUCGCAGGCUUCAUAAUUUUGGGGAAGCCUCACUACAGAGGUCUUCGGAAGAAAAAGAAAUUUCUAGCUUGCGACGGGAUGAUGUAAUUAGACAAGAUGACGUCGGUUUGAGAUUAAGACGAGGCAACCAAGUUGAUGCCUAAUUGUAGAUGCAAUCUAUGACGGAGUUAAAAUCGAUUUCUGGCAUGUAGUGGUAUACCUGCUUUGGAGAAGGUUGUGUUGAGUUAAAAUGUAGAUUGAUUAUUUAGUUUGUGCAUAUAACAUGGUGUAGUAGUCAGAGAAAGAAGAGGAAAUGUAAUAUUUUUUGUCCUAUUACCUAGUUAUUCUUCUUAGCUACCCAGCUGACAGCCUAGAGAUAAGUAUGCUCUUCUUAUACAUCUGUCCUGUUUCGUGGAAGAAAUAAAACCCUGUUGGAUUUCAGGUUCAUACA